Molecule: messenger RNA, 1059 nt
Organism: Epithele typhae
Lineage: Eukaryota; Fungi; Basidiomycota; Agaricomycetes; Polyporales; Epitheliaceae
Product: Formyltransferase
Exons: 9
Coding region: 1-1059 (352 amino acids)
Biological process (GO): conversion of methionyl-tRNA to N-formyl-methionyl-tRNA; biosynthetic process
Cellular component (GO): mitochondrion
Molecular function (GO): methionyl-tRNA formyltransferase activity
Source: RefSeq, a predicted model, not a curated record
AUGCUAUAUGCGCGUCGCUCAUGCACUUCGUGGCGCUGGUUGAGUCAUGCUCGCGCCCGCGCGUAUUCCACGGCCACGUCAGAGCCGUUCAAAGUCCUUUUCUUUGGACGUGACGAAUUCUCGUGUGUUGUUAUGCAGCAAUUGCUUCAAGCCAAGGUGAAUGUAUGGCAGGACAUUCAGGUUGUCACGCAGCCUGACAUGAAGAUCGGCCGUCGAGUUCAUUGCUUAGCACCUCUCAAACUACUCGCGCAAGAAGCGGGGCUACAGGUCCACACGAUCCCUCAAGAACGAAAGGCGUUCAGAUCGUGGGAGGCUCCUUCGCCGUUCGUUGACUACGUCUACUCGGACCCGGGAAGACCGCCACCAUCAAACCACCUCUUUGUGACGGCGUCGUUCGGACGCAUUCUCUCUCGGUCGUUGCUCGGACGCGUACAACCGUCGCGAAGAUUGAAUGUACACCCGUCGCUACUGCCCGAAUAUCGCGGCCCGUCGCCACUGCAAUACACCCUCAUUGACCAAGUGAAAGAAACCGGAGUGUGUGUCAUUGAGAUGCUUGAGAAGAACAAGCGGAACGACAUCGACUCCGGUUCGAUUUUCGCUUCUGAGAAGAUGAGAGUACCAGAAGAUGCGAACUUUGCUUCCCUUCGAGACGCGUUGGCUCUGAGAGGAGGGAACCUUCUCGUGUCUGUUAUGCGAGCUAUGAUGGUCAACAAAGACAUUCGCCGGCCGCAGGCUGGUCACGCUCAGCGCCUCCAAGUUGACUUUAGGAAACAGACAGCAGCUGAGAUUGCGGCAUUGCAUCGUGGCAUUGCGCACCAAAUUCACGAAGUGACCGAAGUGCCCGCUCCUCUGGUUGGAGGACCAGAUGCCUCAUGCUGGAGUGGCGUUCUACACAAACCCAUGAAAACGUUCUUCGUUCGCUGCGCAGACGACAGCUUCAUCGCCGUACAGAAGGUGAAACAACAAGACAGGUCGUUAAUGUCUGCGAAAGACUGGUGGAGCGGGCUUCCCGCCCAGUUGAGGCCUCUCGAGUUCCUACCUUGGAAUGCUUCUGGAUAG